GGUGCAAUUGCUAGUUUACUUACCGUUGUUUUUAAACGUUGCCUCAUUACAAGCGUAUGAAACACAGUUAUACUCUAAAUAAAUGUUCGCUGGUUUCAAUUUUUAAAAACCCAAAACCCAGGAAAAUUUUUAUCCAUUCCUCUUCAAUGGCAUCUUCUUUUUCGUUUUCUGCGCCUUCCAUUCUCUUCACGAAUUCUUUGAAGCUAAUCCCUCGCCAAUGCUGUAUGUGCUCCACGAGGGGUCGAAUCCGCCUUUCGUCUGGUUCUCUCGGUUUUCAUUCUAAAAUCAAAGCUGCCGCGGGUUCGAAUCGCAGGGAAAAUGCGCUGCCGAACCCCGCCGACUUAGAACCCCCGGAAGCAUCCGACGACGAGGAAGAGGAGCUCACUAAAUUCGGCCGCGUGGAGGCCCAGGCCGCCAAGCUACGUAAGAAAGAAGCCGAAGAAUACGAGCGCAAGAAACAUAUAUUUCUUGCUGCUGUUGCCGAUGAAGAACAGACCGCCGUGGUGGAAGGAAACGAUCCCGAAAUUAUCAGACCCGAAAAGGAAGAUUUUGGGGACGAUUUCUUUGCUGAGGUGGACAAGGCCGUUGCGCUGCGAAGGAGCGAGCUCAUCAAGGAGGGAGUCCUUAAUGUGAAACAACCUCAACAGAAUAAAGAAAUCGAUGACCUCGAAGAGGAGGAGGUAGGUGAUGUCGAAGAAAUUGAGGAACUGCAAGACUUGGCUGCCAUUAAUGAACUCACUGAGGAAGAAGGUCAAGAAGUGGAAGGAUUGAGUCGCGAUACAGCAAAAGUCAUAAGCCAAGAUGUUAUCUUCAAUGAAGAUGAGUUUCUGGAUCCGCCCGAUCUUCAGAUUCUUGAGCCAGAAUUUUCCAUGACUCUUGCUGAGCUGCUGGAUGAGGCCAAAAUCAUUCCAGUGUCUGUUGAUGGAGAUUUGGAAGUGGUGAUCACAGGCAUCCAGCAUGAUUCACAGGAGGUGAAUCCGGGGGAUUUGUUUGUAUGCUGCACAGGUUCAUCAACCAAUGGACACAUUUACCUGACUGAAGCAGUUAAGAGAGGAGCCUUGGCUAUAAUUGUUAGUGAAGAGAUCUCCAUACAAGAGAUUGAGGGUGUUAAGGCUAUAAUAACGGUGGAAGAUGGGAAUGCUAUUCUUCCAGCGCUUGCAGUGUCCUUUUACAAAAAUCCAUCACAGAAGUUGACUGUAAUGGGACUAACGGGGACAAAUGGGAAGACCACUACUACUUACCUGAUUAAGAGCAUCUAUGAGACAAUGGGUCUGAAAAUUGGACUACUUGGUACCAUUGAUUACUACAUUCAUAGUAAUCUUAAGCUUGACGCUUCUCUUACCACUCCUGAUGCUUUAAAUAUACAAAAAUUGAUGGCAAAGAUGGUUUAUAAUGGGGCUGAAGUAUGUGUUAUGGAGGCUUCCUCACAAGGCCUUGCACAGGGACGUUGUGAUAAAGUGGAUUUUGACAUUGCCGUCUUUAUGAAUUUAACUAGGGAUCAUAUGGAUUAUCACAAAACAGAGGAUGAAUAUAAGAAGGCCAAAGGGAAGUUAUUUGCAAACAUGAUAGAUCCUGAACGGCAUCGAAAAGUUGUCAACAUCGAUGAUCCAAGUGCAUCGUACUUUAUUGCACAGGGCAAUCCCGAUGUACCUGUGAUAACAUUUUCAAUGGGGAACAAAAAUGCCUAUGUUCAUGCUUUGCAAGUGGACCUUUCUUUGUUUGAAACUCAGGUGCUAAUCAGCACACCUGAGGGCAAUUUGGAAAUAUCUUCUGGGCUUCUUGGGAGGCAUAAUGUGUAUAACAUACUUGCUGCUGUAGCCGUUGGAAUUGCAGUGGGAGCACCAUUACAGGAUAUAGUGAAUGGAAUUGAAGAAGUUGAUGCAGUGCCUGGAAGAAUGGAAUUGAUAGAUGAGGAACAGGCAUUUGCUGUUAUUGUAGAUUAUGCACAUACCCCAGAUGCUUUAGGUAGGCUUCUUGACACAGUCAGGGAGUGUGGAGCAAAGAGGAUAAUAACUGUUUUUGGCUGUGGAGGAGACAGAGAUAGAGGCAAGAGACCAUUAAUGACAAAAAUUGCAACGGACAAAAGUGAUGUUUGCAUUUUAACAUCCGAUAAUCCAAGAACUGAAGAUCCAUUGGACAUUUUGGAUGAUAUGCUGGCUGGUGUAGGCUGGACAAUGGAGGAGUAUUUAAAGUACAAUGCAGAUGAUUGUUAUCCACCACUUCCAAAUGGGCACAGACUUUUUGUAUAUGAUAUCAGAUCUGUAGCAGUUAGAGCUGGGGUUGCUAUGGGUGAGGAAGGUGAUGCUGUGGUUAUUGCAGGGAAAGGCCAUGAGACAUAUCAAAUAGUUGGUGAAGAAAAGAAAUUUUUAGAUGACAGAAAUGAGUGCCGAGAAGCACUACAAUAUGUUGAUGCCAUUCACGCUGCUGGUAUUGAUACAAGUGAAUUUCCAUGGCGGUUCCCUGAAAGCUAUUAAUACGAGAUUAUUACACACGUCUGAUAUCAUAAAGAUAACAAGGUUUUCUCAAGAGAGAUUACCUCAUCCCUCUUCCAGUACAUCUGAAGGGAUAGCUGCUGGUUAAUGAUUUGGAUAAACCUUCUUGUUAUGGAAACCAUUUGAAGUGGGUAUCAUGUCAAUGGAAUGUCAAUUUAGAAUCCAUUGUCUCGACUAAUUGCAGAUCAUGGGUGGGAUUUUCUGAAGCAGAAAUUAUUGGAGCCCUCCAGUUGAUGAUGGGGCUAAUUAUCAUUAAUUCCAGACAUCGAAUUCAAUAGGAAUGAAAUUUUACAAAAGAUGACAAUGCCAAUAUCUAACAACCGCCAGUUUAAGGAAUUGAAUUGAUUUUAUCUGUGAAAGGGAAUAAUGAGAUAUUAUAGUGCAGGAGGUAACAAAUGUUCUUUGCUGAGGAGCAACUACUGACACCUAAGUUUUAGGUUGAAUAUCACUUGUGUUUUCAGCCAAAUAACUGAACUUAGGAUCCAAUACUUUUAAAAUAAAAGAAUGAUAUACUUUGUAUGUACACGUAAGAAAUGAAGUUUGAGUAUAUAGCAAUUGAAUGUGGAAUACUUGAGUAAGAAAUAAAGUCU
Molecule: messenger RNA, 3082 nt
Organism: Cryptomeria japonica (Japanese cedar)
Lineage: Eukaryota; Viridiplantae; Streptophyta; Pinopsida; Cupressales; Cupressaceae
Product: UDP-N-acetylmuramoyl-L-alanyl-D-glutamate--2,6-diaminopimelate ligase MurE homolog, chloroplastic
Exons: 8
Coding region: 57-2474 (805 amino acids)
Biological process (GO): regulation of cell shape; biosynthetic process; cell division
Cellular component (GO): cytoplasm
Molecular function (GO): acid-amino acid ligase activity; ATP binding
Source: RefSeq, a predicted model, not a curated record